Lingula anatina is the source of this 2778-nucleotide messenger RNA. RefSeq names its product GMP reductase 2. Gene Ontology annotation, biological process: nucleotide metabolic process. NCBI's taxonomy places the organism in Eukaryota, Metazoa, Brachiopoda, Lingulata, Lingulida, Lingulidae. The record is from RefSeq and is a predicted model, not a curated record. Gene Ontology annotation, cellular component: GMP reductase complex. Gene Ontology annotation, molecular function: GMP reductase activity.
UCUUCUUUCGUCUCGACCACAUUUGUUGAGAGAUUAAAAUUAGUGAAUACAGUUUGGCGGGAAAUAUUUGAUUCAGAGCUAAAGAUGCCGAGAAUAGACACAGAUAUUAAACUGGACUUUAAGGAUGUCCUUCUGCGACCGAAAAGGAGCACGUUGAAGAGCAGAUCAGAUGUCAACCUCCACCGCGAGUUCAUCUUCAGAAACUCCAAGCAGGUUUACAAUGGAAUCCCAGUCAUGGCCUCUAACAUGGACACCACAGGGACAUUUGAGAUGGCCAAAGUCCUCGGGAAGCAUGAUGUAUUCACUACAGUGCACAAACACUACUCCGUGGAGGAAUGGAAAGCCUUCUCUGAAGAAUGCCCACAUAUUAUGAAGAAUGUAGCUAUCAGUUCUGGAAUGGCACAGGGUAACCUGGACAAGGUAAAAGCAGUGUGUGAGGCCAUCCCGACCUUGAAAUACAUCUGUCUGGACGUUGCCAAUGGCUACUCGGAACACUUUGUGGAGUUUGUGAAAGAAGUAAGAAGAGAGAUGCCACAACAUACAAUUAUGGCAGGCAAUGUUGUGACAGGAGAGAUGGUAGAGGAACUCAUCCUGGCUGGGGCUGAUAUCAUCAAAGUUGGGAUAGGUCCAGGGUCUGUGUGCACCACCAGAAAGAAGACUGGAGUGGGAUACCCUCAGCUGAGUGCCGUCAUAGAGUGCGCCGAUGCUGCUCAUGGCUUGGGAGGUCACAUCAUCUCUGAUGGAGGCUGUACGUGUCCUGGUGAUGUCGCCAAGGCAUUUGGUGCCGGUGCCGACUUCGUCAUGCUGGGAGGAAUGUUUGCAGGCCACAAAGAGUCAGGAGGUGAACUCAUUGAGAAGAAUGGCAAAAAGCAUAUGCUGUUCUAUGGGAUGAGCUCGGCCACCGCCAUGAAGAAAUAUGCUGGAGGAGUGGCAGAAUACAGAGCCUCUGAAGGGAAAACAGUAGAAAUCCCUUACAAAGGAGACGUAGAACCCACAGUAUUGGACGUCCUAGGAGGGAUACGAUCAGCGUGCACGUAUGUCGGUGCGGGGCAACUCAAGGAGCUGAGCAGACGGACAACGUUCAUUCGCGUGACUCAGCAAGUGAAUGAGAUCUUUUCAGCACACAACGUUUAGUUUGCAAAGUAGAAUAUAGUAGAAAGGAGGAGGACAGAAACUCUAAAUAGAACCAGCUUUAAUUUCUUGCUGCGCAUGCUUUUCUCUUUUUUUGUGAAGCCAACUGAAUUGAACAGAUCUGUAUCCAUGGGUUUAGUGAGCUUGCUACCUCAUUCUAUAUUCAAAAGAAUUGACCACAGUUGUAAGACAUUUGAGUUGGCUAGUAAAGUUAUACACUGUGUGGCCAUGCAGCACUCACACUAGCCCUAUUAGAGGGUGCACUCACAAUGAAACUAGUCAUACUUAGUGGAUCGACCUAACUCUGCGAGGACUCACUGAAUCAAUCAGAUUGACUGAAACACAAACCUCCUCUAGCAGCUAGGUGUGGUUAACUUCCUUGUGCUGCUUGAGGAGGCAUGUCAUUCAGUUAACCUGAUUGCAUUCAGCAAGAGUGCCUGCGGACUUCGGUUACCCUCUCUUUUGACAACACAGGUAAGGCCAAUAUUUGACUCAAAAUAAUCCAAAUGUGUAUGCAACUGUGGCAGUAUUUUGGUUUCAUACAGCAAAUUGUUGCUGAUGAUGCCGGCACACCUUCCCUGUCCAAGUGGCAGAUGUCAUGUACUUAUUAUUAAGUGAGUUGUCCACUUCACCUCAGUAAUUGUUGCCUUAUGCAUGUGUCUUAGUUUGUGUUCACACUGGGGAAAAUUUGGAAUGAAAAUGGGUAAAAAAUGGCCAGUUUCGUGUAGUCAAGUUCAGUGGCUGUAGUGGCAGUCUUCUGGGUAAGCUUCCAGUAGACUUCAAACUCAGGAUGGAGGUAAAAGUAUUAUUGCUCAUAAGUAAAUGGCCAGGAUAAGAGACAUUUGUUAUCCUUCAAUCGGAGAUCUUAGUGGUUAAGUUUGGCAUUGAAAACAGCUGGAGUUAAGGUCAUAUACAGUAUUUAACAUUGUCUUUGUUGUUACUGUUGUUGUUCUUGUGUGAUGUAGUUUUUCACCGUUACUUAUUGACUUCAUAUACUGUGUGUCACACGCCUUAUUUAUUGUCAAAAUACACAAGUGCUUAUUCAAGUACAUGGUCCAGUGUGACGAUUCCUCACCAAAUUCAAGCAAUGUUGAUCCAGUGUGGAUGUCUUUAAAUUCUGCUUUUGUGUGUAAUACCUUAAAGAGAUGUUCCACCACUUAAAAUUAGCAUAUUAUUUUGAGUUAUACAUGGUAAACCUUUAAAACAAAAACAAUGUUGAAAUAAAUGAAGUAUGAGAUUUGUGGUUAAGUACAAUAGAGGAAUAAUAAGGCCAGUACAAUUGUACAUCAGUGAUUGUUUUCAGCUAUUAAAAGGUCCUACAUGAUAUGAAUGUUACAUAUAUAUCUGGUUAAGGAUCUCUCUUGUGGGAUCAUGUUGUAAAAUUUUGAAUUGUGGUGUUAAUUUUGCCUGAAAAUGUUGACAGAUCUCGUGAUGUGGGGCAGUCACACCUUUUGUUACUUUUAAGUAUCUUUACAGCAUUUCCUUCAGUUGAGGUGUCUCAUAAUUAAGAUCACAGUUUCUAUUGCAUUGUACUGAUCUUUGUAUUUAGUGUCUGUCAGAAUCCAGUUUUAGACAAGUACUUUAUUUAUUCUUUAAGAAAUUAUGGUCCAACUUAAAUAUAUGCAAAACUUUACAAAAUAAAUCAUA